This is a messenger RNA of Ostrea edulis (European flat oyster), 15419 nucleotides long. Its product is annotated as protocadherin Fat 4-like. Bases 3929 to 15385 code for a protein of 3818 amino acids. Gene Ontology annotation, cellular component: membrane. The transcript has 59 exons. Gene Ontology annotation, molecular function: calcium ion binding. Gene Ontology annotation, biological process: homophilic cell-cell adhesion. The record is from RefSeq and is a predicted model, not a curated record. NCBI's taxonomy places the organism in Eukaryota, Metazoa, Mollusca, Bivalvia, Ostreida, Ostreidae.
CAAAAUAAAAUUGCACAAUACAUGUAAUUAAGACUUCAACAUUUCUUUAUUUUCAGAGGGUUUUACCGUCAAAACAAGAUUGUUUACCACAUGAUUGAUAUCAGCCUAACCUGGGGUGUAGAAACCCAAUACAGAUAUUUUUGAUAUUUUAUGGGAGGAAUUACGACUAGAUUAGAAAUAUAUUUCAUGAGCACUGCAUGCAAUGCCAAUCAUAGGGAGAGGCUUGACAGCGUCCUGACAAGCCCUAGAUUUCUGUGACACUGUGUUCUGUUAUAUUUUACUGCCACGUUAUUGGGUAAUGGACAGAUUUAAAUGUCUUUCCUUUGCUUUGUAAUUCAGAGAGAUUCCUAAUAGUUACAGUGCUUAAUGAGGAAUAGUUUUAGGAAAGGGAUGAACUGACAAUAAAGGCAUCAGGAAUUGUGUAGUUUUGCUGGAUUUUUUUUCUUUUUCUGCCAGGAAAAAACUUGUGAAGGUUUUUACAAAAUUGCUAUUGUAAUGGGAAACUUGAAUUAUAUAGGGUGUCCUUCUGAAGCUGUAAUCAUCAGGAUGACAAAUUUGUAAAAUGACACUGUGCAAUAAAUCUCUGAGAGAAAAUUUUAAGCUUAUACUUUGUGUUAGAUGCAAAUUAAGACAAAAUUGAAAGAUAAAGAAUUGAAUAUCUAAAAGACUGAUUCAUUCUGCCAUUGGCUAGGAAUUGCUGAUCUCUACAAGUUAUAUCAAAUAAUGUGAACAUGAAACCAUUUUAACAAUAGGAGAAACUAUUAGUCACACUUGAUGAUUCUAAGACUUUUUUUUUUUUUUUUUUUAUACAGUAGAAGGCUGCUUUAAGUUCAAGGUUUAUAUAUUUUCCUUCUCGAAGGUCAAGGAAGUGGGCAUGACUAUUAAACGAUUAUUGACAUUCAUUGUAGCUUCCCAUGAAGUACAAUAUUCUCCAAGUCCAGUGAAAAAGCCACCAUGUGUUUGUGGAUAAAAUGCAAGCUUACGAUAACUUGUCAAAAUUACAAUACAGAGGGAUAUAGAUCAGGGGACCAAUGAAGCUGCCACACCCUAAUCUGCUGUUAACUGGAAAUCUGUAAAUCUGAGCACAAUCCAGUUCAAAGGUCAAAGUGGGGACACCAUCAUUGUUGAUAUGACCUUGUUUUAAUCCAGUAAGACUGAUGUACGUAACUCAGCAGUUACAGUGUAAUAAAAGCACAAAAAGGCAUUGGGAAUUUAAGUAUAGGUAUAAUUAGUCAUAAUGUCCACAAAUUUGUAGGAUAAAGGUCUCACUAAUCAGUAGUUUUUGUUUUUUCACAUUAAAAGGGGGUGUGGAUUAUCAAGAGAGUAUGUGUGUUCUAAACAGUAGGUGCUUUUGAUUGAGAUUCGUUACAUUAUUGUUAUGAUAUGAGAAGGAAGAAGGAAAAACGUUCCAGAGAAAACUAGCUGACAUUGAUGAAAAAUUGAGGAUAUGUAUGUACACUGAGAUUUUGAAAUUGAAAAUUUCCAAUUUACCUUAUUCAUUGAAAAAAUGUGAUUUUAGUAGAAAUUAAGCUACAUGAACCCAUGAUCUACAGUGGGACAAUAUGUUAACCUGCUGACCUUUUGAUCUAUGUAAUGAGAUCGAAAAGGAUAGGGAAUAUAUUGAUUAUUAUCAUGCACCCAUCAUGCAUAUACUACAGCAUUUAAUGUUCCUGUACCAUAUACAUUGAAAUACCGUUCCAUAACCACAGCUAUUUUCACAUACUAGUUCAUAAUUAGUGUAAAUUUUUUGGUGCCGUUUUGCAUAUCAUUUCAUGUUCCACCAUGAAAUGUCAUGGGCAUUAGUGUUACCCAUAGUGUAAGUGUUACUCCAUCAUAAUUCAAUUUCCGCUUAUAUGUAUAUUAUAAUUUUUUGCUACCCUGAAAAAACUUCGGGGAGCAUAUAGUCGCUGUCAUGUCUGCCCGUCUGUACUAGCUCAUAUCUCCUAAACCUUUCACCAGAAAUUGAUAUAAUUGAUCCAAAUGUUCCUUGAGACCAGGACUUUUGGAACAAGUUUUUCAAGGUCAUUUUGAAAAGGUCAAUGUCACUCAAUAUGUAAAAGUUUCUUAUUUCAACAGUUUUUGAUAUAAAGUUCCCAUCUCCUAAACCUUUCAUCAGAAAAUUGAUCACAAAUAUUCCUUGAGACAGGAACUUUUGGACCAAGGUCAUUUUGGAAAGGUCAAGGUCACUCAGAUCAUAUCUAUCAUAGAUAAACAAAUUUUGCCAGUAAACUCCGAAACACUUACUCCAGAGUUACUGCAUGCACCUUUAAUAUUGUUUCAUAUGUGAACUGAAGUCUGUAAGCUAUGAUAGCAUCUUACUUGAUUAGUAAAUAUGAAUACAGAGUUGGCGAAAGACGCCUGACUACCAUAUAUCUCCAGUAAAUUUUCAAAAUUUGUCUGGUAAAAGUUAGAAACUCAUCUGACAAACUGUCCGAUAGAUAUUAGCAGACAAAAAAGGGAUCAUAGCUGUGUUGUUUAUUGGCUUUUGUGUAAACAAAAACUUUGUCUGGUAUAGAAUAGAUAACUUGCUUUUGUACAAGAAAUGUGUAUGUUUUCCAAGAAAUCGUAAUCCCACUCCGUGGGUGUACUUUCAAUAUCACGCAUGUCAUUCUACUUCCGACUUUGUGGCCUAUCACAUGGUAGAAAAAUCGUAGUUCAGACGUAAAAAAGAAAGUUGAAUGUGUAAACACAGGUGCUUGAACAGUAUGUCAACAUGAUCGCAUAUCUCCCUCCCCUUUAGUUUACAAAUAUUUUUAGAAUAAUUAUAACUAUUCACUUCCAUGGCGAUAGCUCUGAUUUUCGUCAGUUACAAAUUAUGAAAAUUUAUAUGUAAUAGAUCUGUUUACAAUAUAGCAGUUUUUCUGUUUGUCAUUCAUAUAGUGCAUUAUGUUUUAAAUUAUUCAAAAAUUGUUCUUAAAUUCAUUUGAAUUAAAGAUAUUGUUCAUUCAUUUAAUUCAUGUGUGCAACAAUUCAAUCACGCAUUAAAAAGUCUCUCCUCCAUUCAAUAUCAUUUAAUUGUGAUUUAUCUCGCUUGUGCGGGGUUUCAUCUGGUAACUUAUAUAAGUAAAAAGUUCUCUAUUUCAACAGUUUUUGAACGGCAAAUGGCAUUCAGACAAAGGUCACUCAAGGCCAUUUUGUAAAGGUCAAGGUCACUUAGAACAUAUACCUUAUAUAUGAAAAAAAAAUGCUUCAUUUCAACAAUAUUUCAACAGUUAUUGAUCUUUUAGACCAAGGUCUCUGAAGGUCAUUUUGGAAAGGUCAAGGUCACUCAGGACCUUAUGUUAAGAAAAAGUGCCUUAUUUCAACAGUUUUUGAACUGGUAUUGAUUAUAUAUCACACAAAUAAGUAAUAGGGAAAUGGCUUUCAGACAAAGGUCACUCAAGGUCAUUUUCAACAUCACUCAACAUACCUUACAUAUGAAAAAGAAACCUUCAUUUCAACAAUAUUUCAACAGCUAUUGAUCAUCGUGUGAGUCAUUCAUCAUAUGAAGUAGUUCAUUGGUUAGAUGCAUUUCAGGGAGCAUCCAUCAGUUUGACUGAUAUUCUUGUUUAAUUAGAAUUUUAAGUGAUAUAUAGUAGAUUGAAUACCGAACGACAGUUUCUAUCUAAUCCAUUGCCAGUAUCCAUGGAGGAAAUGACUUUCAUGAUUUUGUAUGUAUAUAGAGGCUAGGUAUGCACUGGCUGCAUGUUUCUAGGCAUAUGGUUCUAGCAUGAUUUAUGGUCUAAAUUGUUCUAGCAUGAUUUCUCCUACACAUUUUGAAUGGAAUGAUGAAUGACUUACAUGAAACACUACACAGUUUGAACAGAAUUGUGCAAAAACACUAUUGAGGUGUAGUAUAGCACUUCAGGAUCUGUAACUUAUGGCUGCCAUAUUAUUUCUCAUCUACUAUAAACUUAAGUAACUCAACAUUUCAUAUGAAUUAAAUACUAUGAGAUCAAAAGGCCAUCGACUUGUUAUUUACAGAACUAGGGAGAAGGAGGUCCUGGUGCCAUCAAGCUGUAACGGCACAGAGUGUCCAUCCAAGUCAGAACUGUUUGAAUCUCUGAAGUGUGAAGUCUCACAGGUGAUUGAUUGCCGACUCUCAGAAUGGAAGGAGUGGUCACCUUGCAGCGAGAACUGUGGCCUGGGAACAUCCGUUCGUUUGAGGCGGCUGCUGACACCUGCAUACUGUGGAGGUUCUCGCUGUCGUAAUGAGACCUUGGUAGAUUCAAGAGAUUGUGAAUCAUAUUCAGCCUCCAGGGACUGCAGUAUGACUGAUUGGGGUGAAUGGACGGACUGUGAGAGGAAUUGUAAUGGAGGAAAACAGACAAGGUUCAGAGAGAUCUUACAGGCACAGCAGUGUAAAGGAGCACUGUGUCCUACUUCAGAGGAAGUGAGAACUUGUCAUCCACUGUGUGACCACCCUGAGAUGUGUAAUCAGGGUGUGUGUGGGUGUCGCCCGGGGUACAAGUUGUCAAAGGAUGGCUAUAGGUGUCUUCCUGUCAAAUGUAUGCGUCCUUCCAUUAAGUAUUGUCCUCCUUCUCGGAGGGAGUUCUUCAGCUGCCGACAUCCAAGCAGCAUUACAUGUAAAGGGUUACAUUAUCAGUACAGUGACACCUGCACAGUGUCCUGCAUCAAAGACUGGUCCCUAAAGGGUUCAAACAACACCAUCACCUGUCUGGCUAAUGGAACAUGGAGCCUGCCACGUCUGUUCUGUGCACCACCCAACAACCCACCACAUUCGAUGAAAGUGGACAACACAAACAUUAUGGAGAAUACAGAAGCUGGCUACUGUGUGUACCUAAGUACUGUAGAUGAUUCGUAUGACACGCUGUUCUACUCCAUUCUGAGUGAUCCCAAAAACAUCUUCCGAGUGGAGGCUUCUAAACUGUGUCUCAACAGAAAAACAGACUUUGAGGAAAAACCAACCAAAUGGAAUGUGACAGUCAGAUGUUCAGACGUGGAAGGGGCUUAUGUGGACAGCAUAUUCCAGUUUGAAAUUCUUAAUGAAAAUGACCCUCCAACAUCAGCGAUGCUUACACCAAACAUUGUACCAGAAAACAGCAUGGCAGGAACCCAUGUUGGUUGCUUCAGUGCACAAGAUGAUGAUCCAAAUCAAAGUGUCUAUGUGCUGCUUGUGGAUUCUGAACACAAAAUGUUUACAUCCUACCAAAAUGGAUCACAGCUAUGUCUUAAGGUAUCCAAGAAGUCUAACUCCUUAUGUCCAUCAGAGGGAGGUAAAUACUGUGAAUUAAACAUGGAGGAGCAGAGAGUUCAUUUUGUGACACUGAUGGCUCGGGAUAGUUACAGUCCCCCAGGAAUUUCCUAUUUUAACCUCCCUGUAUACUUGACAGAUGUCAAUGACAAACCAGAGUCUGUCACCCUUGAUCCUAUUUUCGUACCUGAAGAGGUUAAACCAGGGAAUCCAUUAGCAGCUCUAAAAACCAAAGAUGAGGAUGAGCUGCAAGUUUUCCAGUAUGAGUUAAUGGAUGAUGACACGGGAUUGUUUUCUAUUGUCAACGGGAGUUUGGUCUCGUCAAUGAAAUUCGACUUUGAGAAAGAUGAUAGGAAAGAAUUUCAAAUAAAGGUCAAAACUGUGGAUAAUGGCACACCAGUAUACAGUGUAGUGUCCACCUUAAUGUUUACAGUAGGUGAUGUGAAUGAGCCUCCUUAUGAUCUUCAUUUGACCUCAUUAAAUGCACCAAUUAGGUUCCCUGAAGAUGAGCCUAAGGUGAAAGAAAAUAUCCAAGCUGCAAUUGUUGGAACCAUAGUUGUCAAAGACCAGGACAGGGGAGAUAAUCUACAGAUAAAAUUGACGGAUGAUCUUGGAGGCCGGUUGGUGAUAAUGAAUACCAUGUGCUCUCAAGUUCAGGGGAUAAACACAUACUGCCUUGGUACCCUGGUGAUGCUGGGGUCAUUUGACCAUGAGAAAGAGGGAGUGGUCAAUACAUCAAUUUCUGUCUUGGACAGCCAAGGUCUGCAGACAACAGCGGAGUUCAACAUGGAAAUUUUGGAUGUCAAUGAUGCGCCUUCAGAAAUCUUAUUGAAUGGAGAGGUGGUCACGGAAGUGACAACCACGGAGAACAGCAAUGGAGCCAUAAUUGCCGACCUGACAGCAGCAGAUGAUGAUGCAGACGACACUCACAGAUUCUCUCUGGUGGACUCAGCAGAUGGCAAAUUUACCAUUAAGGGGAAACAACUCAUGACAUCUGAUUCAGCAAACAUAGAUUUUGAGACUGUCAACACCUACACAAUUCGUAUUGUGGUUAAAGACGAUGGAAAACCAAGUUUGUCUUAUGAGAAAACUAUUAUAGUCAGUGUAGAAGAUGAAAAUGAGGCUCCGUGGAAUAUAUUGCUGUCGGCCAAUGAGGUUCCAGAAAGAAGAAUUCCAGGAUCUGUUAUUGGGAUUCUAAGAACUGAAGACCCUGACAACAGUCAGAGAGAGCUACAGAAGUUUGUGUACAGUCUGGAGAACGAUGCCAAAGGCCGAGUAGAAAUCAAAACUGACCAGUUAAUGGUGAAAAAAUCCACCCUUUUGUGUGAUGACCAGCCUUGUGAGUUUGACUUUGAGACCGAGCCAGUUGUCAAUAUCAAAGUAAAGGUCACAGAUAGUGGUUCUCCCCCCUUGACCUUUGUGAAGACCUUGACAUUGAUGGUAGUAGAUGAGAACGACCCUCCACAGGACAUCAGAUUAGCAGGGAACUCCAUAGCAGAGAACAGCCCAGCAGGAACUGUCAUAGGCAGGCUUACAGCAGUGGACCAGGAUGCAGGACAGACCUUGACCUUUACCCUUUUGAACUACACAGAUGUCUUUUUGUUGGAAGGAACUGAUUCAAUAGCUACAUUUGCAAGCUUAGAUUAUGAACACCAGUCGCUGUAUGUCUUGUCUGUUAGAUGUACAGAUGAUGGGAACGAGCCUGAGUCUGUUGAGUCCAUUGUGACGGUGGAUAUAUUGGAUGUAAAUGAGACACCUAGCUUUUCUGAUGUGACAGACAUAACUGUUCUAGAGAACACGGCAAUGGGGGAGGUAAUUGGAAGAGUCACUGCUGUGGAUUAUGAUAUCCAGGAGACACAGCUGUUAUUAUCAAUAGCCAAGGGAUCCACAGACUUCAUGAUAACUGAUACAUCUUGCUCUACAGAGUCUGGGCAAGGUACUCAAUGCAUCAGUAGCUUUUCCACGAGCCACCCCCUGGACUACGAAACAAAGCCUCUCUACCCACUGAUACUGUCUGUGCAGGACAGCCGAGGCCUGACCAGCUCCUACAGUCUGACGGUCAAUGUACAAGAUGUCAACGAAGCUCCGUCUGAUAUCUUGUUCAAUGGGAAGUUAUUAUCUUCACUGUCUGUGAAUGAAAUGACACAAAAUGAGACCAUGGUAGAGUUGUCUGCUCUUGAUUCAGAUGAUGGCCAGCAUCACAAAUUUUCAAUUGUUUCUGGAGACAAAGCAAAUUUUGAAGUGGUUGAAAAUAAACUUAGAGUGCAGGCGGGUGCAGUUCUAGAUUAUGAGACAAAAACGGUGUACAGACUGGUCAUCAAUGUGACUGAUGAUGGCUUACCUCCAAUGUCUUUACAGAAGAACAUCACCAUUCAAGUCAGAAAUGUCAAUGAACCACCAGAGUCAUUGAGUAUGGACAACAAUAGGGUGCCUGAGAACACUUUAAAGGGAGGUAUGAUUGGUACUUUUCAUACCACUGAUCCAGACAACAAAAAGACAGAUGUUCAAACAUUUACUUAUGAACUGGUGACGAGCCAAGAAGGCAGGUUCAGAAUAGUAGGAAAUCAGCUCCAAGUGGGCCAAGCCAACGAGAACUGCCAUCAGAGAGAGGGGUUUUCCUGUGGAUUGAACUAUGAGAAGUCUGUUAGUUACAAUGUUACCAUUCUGGUGUUUGAUAAUGGGCUCCCUCCACAAAGUUCCCUGUUUAACUUGUCAGUCUAUGUGACAGAUGUCAAUGAUAGACCCACAAAUCUAGCUUUGUCAGGUCACAAAGUUCAGGGUCAUGCACCUAAAGGUACAGUGAUAGGCCGUCUUACGGUUAUGGAUGAAGAUGCUGACCAGUCACAUGUUUUCUCUUUGGUAUCGGGUGGCAAAGGACAAUUUCUGGUCAAUAAUGAUGGUCAAGUUACUAAGGCAACAGACCAAUAUCUAGAGAGUGGGCGUGUCUAUGAUAUAUAUGUGGAGGCUGUUGAUGAUGGACAUCCUCAACUGAAAAUUGCUUCUACCUUCCAAAUAGCCAUCCUAGGAGUUAGAGCUCCUGUCAGCGUGAAUUUCACCUCAGAAGGAGGCAGAAGAUUUUAUUCUGUCAAUCAUCCUAUUGUCAUGGAGAACAUGGAUGCAGGCACUGUAAUUGGCUCUUUGGAGGGUGUAAACAAUGGGGCGGAUCAAACUUUAGUUUUCUCUUUGGAAACGAAAGACAAGGAAACUCCUUUUAGUUUGGAAAAUGUCAGCUGUCAUGGAAGAGAUAAUAGUACGUGGUGCAGGGUACCUGUGAAGACUCAGAAAGUUCUAGACUUUGAAAAGCAGUCUUCAUUGUCUGUGAUUAUUACAGCAGAGAAUGGAGAUGGAGGGAAACUGGUGGAGAUGAUUGAGGUCACCAUUGAAAAUGAAAAUGAGGCUCCCCAGGAUAUCAAAGCUGGUAGUUCGGAGUUGUCUGUGCUGGAGAACACCCAGGGAGCCAUUGUCACCAUGUUCCAGGUAUCAGAUCCGGACAUUGGUGAUACACACACCUUCACACUACUGGAUGAUGCUGAAGGAAAGUUCAUCCUCAGCACACAAGGACAAUUAUCCACAGCCAAAGACAUGGUGAUAGACUUUGAGAAGAGUCCUGAGGUUAACAUAGCAGUCCAAGUCACUGAUAAUGGAGGACUGACAUUGGAGAAGAACUUCAGUGUCAGGGUGGAAGAUACUAAUGAAAGACCCACACAGAUCAAACUCUCACAGAAUAAGGUGAAAGAGAUGAGUGAUCCUGGGACAGUGAUUGGUCAGUUAGUGACCGAGGACCCAGAUAUUGGGCAGACUCACAGUUACACAUUGGUGGACGAUGCUAGAGGUCGGGUCCUCAUCAAUGGAAACACUCUACAGGUGGCUGUCAAAGGAGAGGGAUGUGAUGAGAUGGGAGGGACCUCCUGUUUACUGGAUUUUGAAUCCAAGGAAAGCUUUGAUGUAGUGAUUACCACUCAAGAUUCUGGAUCUCCCUAUUUGAAUCUGACUGUGUCUUUGACAAUAGAUGUGACAGAUGUCAAUGAUCCACCACAUCACCUGGGUCUGAGCGUGAUGAGUCUGCAGGAGGAUGCAUGGAUCGGGACAGUGGUUGGGAUGAUAGAGGUUAGUAAUGCUGAGCCGGAACAGACACUAAGUUUCAGUGCUGAGGAGGAGGAGGGUGUGUUCGGAGUGGAGGACCACACUCUGGUACUGAGAGAGACACUGGACUAUGAAACACAGUCUUUAUACAACCUGACUAUUGCUGCAACAGAUGAUGGUGUACCUCCAGCAAAGAUUUCAAAAACAUUCCAAAUCAACAUCAUUGAUGUUAAUGAAGCUCCGUUUCAUCUGCUGAUCCAGUCCAACAAUGUAGACACCAAAUUUCCAGGAAACGAGCCAAGCGUUUCAGAGAACUCUGUGAAGAAUGUCCUCAUUGGGCAAGUUGCUGUACAAGACUAUGAUAUCUUGGAUGUUGUUACCAUGGGAACAACAAAUGUGCAGAUUGGCAUAUUCAAUCAAGUUUGCCUGUCUUUGGCAAAGAUGGUGCAUUGUACAGCAGAUUUAAGGGCAUUGGUUGUCUUUGACCAUGAGGUGACCCCAUUCCUGACUUUUGAACUGACAGCUAUGGACAGACAGGGGUUAUCUACUAGAGGAUAUUUUAACCUGACUGUGCUGGAUACCAAUGAUCCACCUACAGACAUUAACGCGGGAGAAGAUACUUACUCAGUAGAUGAAGGCAGUCAUAAUGUCAUGGUAACAGAAUUAACAGCCACGGAUGUAGACUUAGGACAAAGCCACAGCUUUACAAUUAUAUCAGAAUCCGAGUUCUUUCAUAUUGUCCAUGGAGAAUUAUGGGUAUCCCACAUAGCAGAUUUAGAUUAUGAAUUGAAACCACAGCAUGACUUGGUGAUCCGAGCAACAGACAAUGGCACCCCUCCCAUGUACACAGAGAAAUCCUUCACAAUCAGAGUGAGGAAUGUGAACGAGGCUCCGUCAAACAUCAGGAUUAACACUAACGAGGUACCAGAAAACAGCCCCCCAGGAACAGUGAUAGGGGUGCUAAGAGCUGAAGAUCCAGACAAUGUUCUCAGGCCAGUUCAGACUCUCAACUUUACACUAACUGAUUCAGCAGAGGGAAUGUUUACUAUGAAUGAUACCAAGUUAAUUUUGCGGAAGGGAAAUCUUGACUAUGAGAAGAUUCGAAGGUAUUCUCUGGGUGUACUGGUGAUGGAUAAUGGGGAGCCCAUCCUGUCAGCCAAAACAGACCUUGUCAUCCAUGUUACUGAUGCUAAUGAUCCUCCAACAGACUUAAAGCUAUCAGCAAUGGAAGUAAAUGAGAACUGUGAGAUGGGCACAGUGGUUGGAACACUGUCUGCUGAGGAUGUAGAUGUAGGACAAAGUUUGACAUACUCCCUGUCAGACACCAGUAACCUUGUAGUAGAGGGCAACAAGGUCAAGGUCACAGGAAGCAUAGAUUUUGAGCAGAUGCCCUCUAUCACAUUCAAGGCUACUGCUACAGAUGAUGGUCAACCACCUAAAACUGUUUCCAGGAUUUUCUCAGUUGCAGUGAAUGAUGUAAAUGAUGCAGCAACAAGCUUGAGUUUGAUCCCUUCUUCUGCUGUACAAGAUAUGAUGAUCCCAGAGUCCCUAUUAAUUGGUGUCAGGGUUGCCACAGUGGAAGUGGUAGAUCCUGACAGGAAGGAUGAAUUGUCCUUUAAUAUGGUAGAUAAUGGAGGAGGAGUUUUCACUCUAGCCAACACCACGAGGUGUGAACCAACAAACCUUCAAUAUCAGAAUGCUAAGUCAUCUGCUGGAACAAAGUGUACAGUUGAAAUAAAGCUAUCCAGAGGUUUGAAUUUUGAAUCAAAGUCAACGGCAAUUGCGCUGAAAAUGCAGGUGAGAGACAGAAGUGGAGCAAGUCUAGAGCAAGAAUGGACUUUCUCUGUCAAGGAUACCAACGAACCACCAACAGACAUAAGCAUCGAUGGAGGUCAGACAAAAAUACCAGAAAAUGAAAAAUUAUUUAUCAUUGGCGCCCUGCAGACAACUGAUGAAGAUGUGGGAGAUACUUUUACUUACCAUGUUAUCUCCUACUGGAAAAUCUUCAGGAUCAGGGGGGACAAACUGGAAGUCAGAACACCCCUGGACUUUGAGAAGAAAUCGUCGUACACUGUGACCAUAAAGAGCACAGAUGAUGGAGGGCUAUCUUUCUCCAAGAGUUUUAAUUUCAGGGUCCUUAACAUUAAUGAGAAACCUAGCAACAUUUCUUUAAACCCCAGAGAAGUGAGUAAUGGUGCUGAUGCUGGUGAUGUGGUAGGACUGGUGACUGUGGAGGACCCGGAUAACGUAGACCCCGACUCCCCCACACAGACCCACAACUGUUCAGUGGGAGGAGAGGGGCUAGGAGUAUUCAUCAUAGACAAUGAUUCCGGCAACCUGAAGGUCCUAUCUUCAGUGCCCCUGGACAGAACGGAAAUGAUUAUAGUUAUAACAUGUAGGGAUGAUGGGAUACCACCAUUGGAAUUCUCGCAGAACAUCAGUCUGGUCAUCAAAGAAACAGUUACAGUGCCAAAGGAAGUUAGAUUAACCAAUCAGAAAGUUGUGCCAGAAAAUAUCGAGACUUUCAAAAUUGGAGAAUUCCAAGUCUUUAACAUGUUAACAGAUAAACCUGUAGAAAAUGAGAUCUACUUAUACUUCUUGAUGGACUUUAAUGCCCCCUUCACUGUGGAAGGAAACAUACUGAAAACCAAGAAAGCUUUUGACUUUGAAACUCAGCAGUUUGUCCAGGUUCAAAUCAAUGCUCUGGCAUUUGGGUCCAAUAUAAAGACAGAGUUUGAGAUUGAGAUAGGUGAUAUGAAUGAGGCUCCUAUAGGGAUUGGGAUCUAUGGAGGUGGACUUUUGAAGGAGAACAGUGAAGUAGGGACUGUUAUAGGUGACCUUAACACCAGAGACCAGGAGAAGAACCAAAUGUAUUCCUACACCAUCAAGUCCAUCUCUCCAGGAUUAACAAACACUGGAGAUGUAUUACCAUACGCUGGCCUAUUUAAACUACAGAACAGUACCAUGAUUGUGGGAAAGUCAGAAGGUUUCUUGAACUUUGAGAUGUAUCCUGUGUUUUCAGUUGUUGUAACAACAACAGACUCUGGUACCCCGCCCCUCUCUUAUACUGGUGUUAUAAGGAUUGUUCUGCAGAAUGUCAAUGACCAACCAAAGAACAUAACCCUCAGCAAUAAUCAGGUUCUAGAAAAUAGUGUGCCAGGCACAAAGAUCGGACUGUUGACUGUUACAGACGAAGACAAAGGAGACCUUCACUUUUGUUUUGUGGAAUCGCCAGGGGUUCCAUUCAAGAUAAAGAACAAUCUUACCUUAGUGGUUGGAAAUGGGCUAAUUGAUUUUGAAAGGGAUAAAAUAUUUGCGAUAGAGAUUGAAUGCUGGGACUCUGGGCAUCGUGGGUCACAACUCGGGGUCAGUAAGACAUUUGUCAUUAAUGUCACAAAUGUUAACGAGCCUCCAUUUAACAUCAGUCUCAGCUCCACCUCAAUCAAGGAAAACACUCCUGUCGGCCAGGUCCUGGGAGAGCUCUCAGCGGAAGAUGUGGAUAGCACAGAGGUCAUCUUUAGAGUUGAAGAAAAUCCCUUUGUUAGACUGGAUGGAACCAACACAGUUGUCACCAAGACAGAUCUAGACUUUGAAGAAUUAUCUGAGUUUGUUUUUACUGUUAAUGCUGUGGAUUCAGAGAAAGCUUUCAAAUCAAUGAAAAUAAAAAUCAAGAUAUUGGAUGUAAAUGAAGUCCCAACAGAUAUCAUGUUAAGUACACUAAAAGUGAAGGAAAAUUUAGACCCUGAAACACAGAUAGCCACAUUGACAACAUCUGAUCCCGACAGCAACCAAGUGUUUGUGUAUUCCAGUACAGAGACAGGAUAUUUCAAAAUACAAGGGGACAAGCUUGUGACUGGAACUAAACAAAUUGACUAUGAGGAGAUUUCUAGCCUGGAGUUACAUAUCAAUAGCACAGACAGUGGUGUGCCUCCCAAAACUAUCAACCGGAUAUUUGUGUUUGAAGUAGAGGAUGUGAAUGAACCUUUGAUUGACAUUGUUUUGGGAACCAUUAGUCUGGUUCCUGAAGAUCUUCCACAAGGGUCAGUCCUGUCCAAGAUUCUUGUGAAUGAUCCAGACGAGGGUCAGCCCCAUGUCUGUCAAGUCCUGCCUAGCUCUGCACCCUUUUCAGUUGUCACCAAUGAAAACAAAACAAUGGCGUUGACUUUGACGGGAGUGUUGAACUAUGAAACAAAUUCCAAACACGAUCUCCGAAUCAAGUGUACAGAUGGGGAAUUUGAAAUGGUUAAGGAAAUAACACUGCAUAUGAAGGACAUAAAUGAGAGACCAUUAGGGAUAUCACUGAGUGGAUCUCACACAGUCAUAGCCGAUGGAGUGUCAGGGUACAGUAUUGGGGAAAUCACAGUCUCAGAUCCUGACUUAAAGCAGACACAUAUCACUACUGUCAAGGGACCUAACUCAGAUUUCAUCAAGGUUAAAAAUAACAAUUUGGUAUUGACUGGACCAAUCCCAUUGGAUGUUCUUAAGAAGGUCCCUCCCAUCAUAGAGGUGACAGUAACAGCCAUAGACAAUGGUGAACCUCCCCUGUCUGUCAAUCAUACCUUUAUUCUUCCAAUCACAAAUGUUCAAAUAUUUGCUGCAAAACUGCCUUCAGUUUCAUUGGAUAACCAGAAAGUAUGGGAGGACUCUGAUAUUGGGGAUGUUAUAGGAAGGUUGUACAGUAUUAAUCAGACAAUUGAUGAGGAAAUUGUUUUUCAUCUCACAAGUAAUCAAGGGGGACUAUUUGACAUAAAGGACAAUAAGUAUUUGAUACUUGUAAAAAAUUUAACUGAAGUGGAAGAAACAUCAAGGACAAUUACUGUGCAGGUGAAAAAUACUGAAACUUUUGAGACAGAGUCCCAGGACAUAACCAUCUUUAUCAAGAAGGUUGAUAAAUGUGAAGUAAAUGGCAAGAAAUGUGAUAGAAAUGCUCGCUGUGUGAAAUUAGCUAAUUCCACUAGCCAUGUAUGUGUCUGCGAAGUUGGAUUUACAGGGAAUGGGUAUACCUGUAAAAGUAAUGACUACUGUCAGGAAAAUACAGUGGCUUGUUUAAACAAUGGUACCUGUGUGAAUGAAAUAGAAAAAUAUGUGUGUCUGUGUGCAGAUGGAUUUGUAGGCUUACAGUGCGAGAUUCCAGCUAUGAUGAGUGCCAUGGAUCCUUGUUCAAUCGUGUCUUGCCAGCAUGGAGGUGUCUGUACAAUAAAUGGUGAGGGCAGAGUUAUCUGCUCCUGUCAGACCGGAUGGGAAGGAGAGUUUUGUGAGAGAAGGAAGGAUAACUGUGUUAAUGUUGUCUGUCUUGGUAAUGGGACAUGUGUUGACAAGCAUGUGAGCUAUGCCUGUGAGUGUUCUGAUGGUAGGACAGGAACUCUCUGUCAGUAUCAGCCCAGCCUUUGCCAAGGUGAACAUGCAUGUGAGAAUAAAGAAGAUGUUUGUAUUCCUCUUGCAGACAGUAGAAGAGUGAUAUGUACCAAUGAAUCCUGUGUUGUAGACCUAGUUAUUACUAAGGCUGGCAUUGACACAGACAUAGUAGGAUUAACGGCCGUGCUCACAGAGGCAGUGGUUCAGCUUGUGGAGCAGGCUGACAGCUUACAGUCAACCAACAGGAAAGAGAGACAGUUGGCAUCAGAUUCCCACAUGUACAUCAUCAGCGCUACUCUAGAAGAGGAUGGUAAAUCAUGGGAGAUAAAGUUUGUAGUGUAUGAAAAUGGUGGAGAUGUUUACACGAGGACUAUUAUUUACGAUGUGCUGUAUCGGGCGUGUUCCUUUAGUGGAUCAUUUGAUUUGUUAAAAGAGGUAGUUUGUCCGUCCGUCUCGCUCCAUCAUCAGUCAAACCAAGAUACAGGGGGUUUCCCUAUCACCGUAGUGGCAGCUGCCAUUGGAGGUUUUAUUGCUGUUUUUGUGGUCAUUGUUGUUUGUGUUAUGAGAAAGAAAAAGGGCAGGGAACCAAACAAGGACCAGACAAAACAAGACACUAACAUAGAUAAGGAUUCAUACCUUGAAACAAUAUCGAGACGGUCCAGUGGUUAUGCAUCCAUCUCAAAACAGAAAUCCUCCGAUGCUAUGAAGAAUGAAGGGGUUAAAUCUUCAGAGGACCCAGCUACAACUUUGUAACAUUCUGAUUCUAUUAAUAAAUGUUCGAAUGGAA